This is a messenger RNA of Python bivittatus (Burmese python), 610 nucleotides long. NCBI's taxonomy places the organism in Eukaryota, Metazoa, Chordata, Lepidosauria, Squamata, Pythonidae. The record is from RefSeq and is a predicted model, not a curated record.
UCUCAGCCCCCUGCAUGUUUUCUUUAUUUUUUUUUUAAAGCCCUCACCCUUCUAGGCUCCUUGGCCCAAGCCCCUCUUUUCCGUUGCUUUUCUACCAUGAAGAUCAAAAUAGCAGCAUUUUUAGCUGCGAUUCUGGGAGUCCUCGGCGUCUUCCUUUUUCUAGUAGCCUUUGGGACAGAUUACUGGCUGCUGGUGACGGAAAAGUGUGGAGGAUUUGAAGUGAAGAACAACAGUCACUUCUUGAAAGAGGAUGGGAAGCAAGACUGGAAAGAAGGUGACCAAGAGAUCCUGACAUUUCACCAUGAAGGUUUCUUCUGGAGAUGCUGGUUCUUUGGUCAAGAUUACAAAGAGACUAUAUGGAACUUCUGGUUUACCAGCCAAGCCCAUCCUAAGCACUGUAUGAAUGCCUAUCUAUUUCCAAUGCCUAUUGUGCUUGGGCCUCAUCCUCACCCCUCCUAUGAUGCAACUGCAGUGUACAGGGGCUUCUGGACAGCACUGAUUGUACUGGCUAUCACUGCCAGCCUUGUAGGAGUGUUUUUGCUGGUGUGCGGUGUGCCCUUUGUCAACGCAAGAUUCUAUAAAGUUGGAGGCGGAUUCCUUAUUGCUGCUG